GAAAGACAAAGAAAGACCACAGAGAGAGAGCAGGAGCAUCAGUAAGUUGCACACAGCAGAGAGGCAGCAAGAACUGCAGGGCUUCGUAGCAGAAGGACAAGAUCUGGACCAUCCUAGAAGGGAGCAUUGGGAUGAAUAACUCCACUGGCACAGGGCUUGUGGGUAGGCAUUGCCAUCUCAGUGACCCUGUUCAGUUCAUCCUGGUGCCGGCCGUCUACUGCCUGGUGCUGUGUGUGGGCUUGCCGGGAAAUGUGGCCGCCCUCCUUGUGUUCCUGCAGAGUGGGCGGGUGCGGAAGGCUAUCCGUAUCUAUCUCAUCAACCUCACCCUGGCGGAUAUUUUCUUCAACCUCACCCUGCCUUUCUGGAUCCCCUACUACUGGGCAGAGGGCCACUGGGUUCUGCCUGAAGCCUUCUGCCGCUUGGCUGGAGCCACAUAUUAUUUGGCUACUUACAGUGCCAUGGCUUUCAUGACCCUCAUCAGCUUGAACCGCUACUGCACCGUGGCUAAGAUGGAGCUGGCUUUGAACAAGCCCCGGGGAGCAUUGGUGGGGUGUACCUUGACCUGGGGUCUGUGUGCGGCUUGUGCCAUCCCCUCCUUGGCUACUCAGCAGACCCACCAGGAUGGAUCGCUCAAUACAAAAUGCUUUGAGCAACACACAGGCCGGAGGAGCUAUGCUUAUGCCAUGGUGCUUCUCUUUGCAGUCUCCUUUUUGGUGGUUUUAGGGGCCUACAUCUCUAUCAUGAGGACCCUCUCAGUUGCCACUGGCCCUUGUCAAGGUGGACACCGCCGGCGGGCACAAGUCAUGGUUCUGGGCAUGCUGUUGGUGUUUGUGGUCUGUGUAGCCCCCUACCACCUCUCCCUGGUGCCUUGGGUGGCCAACCGGAUGUCCAGUCCAUUUGGUGGUCCCCCAUCAUUCCUGGACAAUCUGCACAUGCUCAGUGUGGCUCUCUUGAGUCUCAACAGCUGCAUUGAUCCACUAAUCUACUGUUUUGCUAUCAAGCGCUUCCGGGCAGAUCUGUGUUUGAUGGUGCGGAAGGUCACCCAUUGCUGUCGACUCCGUUCAAGACCAUCUCAGCCAUCACCUUUACCGCCAGCAUUGGAAAACAAAUUCCCACUCAACUUCAGGUCAUCUUCCUUAACCUCCUCAUAGCUUGGCCUUGGGAAAAUUAUUAUGUGUUUGACCACCAAAGUUAUCCCCAGAUCUCAGGCGCUGACCCUAGGGUUCUAGGCAUGGACCUCCUCCUCUGGUUCUCAGGAUGAUGAACCUCAGUGCAAGGGUGUUGCCUUGAAAAGUGUGUAUGUAUAUGUAUGUGAGACAUGGUGUUUCUUAAUUUUGUCCUCUGUACAACAAUGGUUGAUGCAUUGUGCUCAGUAUCACCAAGGUGAUGCCUCUUGUAACAUAGCAUCAACAACCACAUCCUGUAAGGGUUCUAGAUCUCGGUAACAGAAGUUGAAAUCUCAGGUUCAGGUACUGGAAUCUCAGGGAGAGGGACAACUCUUGACACCUGGCAACCCUAACUACCAACCCCCAGAACCCUCCAAUUUUCUCUAAUUUGGGUCUUGGGAGCACAACUUUUUCAGACAACCGCUUCUUUGUAUUUAGGUUGCAGCAAUUUAGGCAAACUGAGUAUGAAGGAAGAAAGUUGUAGGAGGGAAGACCAGGCACUCGGCAUACCUCUCAAAGCAACACUCUGGGCCCAGAAUAAUCAAAGAGCAUUUUUAAUAAUUAUCAUAGUCAUUAUUGUUAUCAUCAUCAUAUAAUAAUUAUAAUUUCCAGUACGGCUAAAUUCGUUACAAUAAAAAUGGAAACCACAUGGCA
Messenger RNA from Anolis sagrei ordinatus, 1820 nucleotides. Its product is annotated as platelet-activating factor receptor-like. Gene Ontology annotation, biological process: phospholipase C-activating G protein-coupled receptor signaling pathway; positive regulation of Rho protein signal transduction. NCBI's taxonomy places the organism in Eukaryota, Metazoa, Chordata, Lepidosauria, Squamata, Anolidae. The record is from RefSeq and is a predicted model, not a curated record. Gene Ontology annotation, molecular function: G protein-coupled receptor activity. Gene Ontology annotation, cellular component: plasma membrane.